AUGGCAUCCACUGCGCCCCACGAUGAUAUCUCCGUCGGAGAUGUCUUCACCCCACAAGCUGACAGCGCGCAGCCCUCCGUCGACGAUUCGGCCAAUCACCAUCCCCCGGAUGUCCACAUGGGAGACCGGCAAUCGCCGCGCAAAGUCAUGACCGAUUACAGGUCCAAUGAACAGGGAACCAUGCAACCACCGGCCUUGGACCCAAACCUGCUGACCGGAAAGGCCCGCCGAAAGAAGAAGAAGAAGCAGGCCAGCCAGGCCGAUCCCGCUCGAUCGACCGUACAUGGUUUCACGCCAUUGGCCUCGGGCGACGAGGAUUCCGAUUUCUCAACCACAAGCUCUCGUGUCCCAGACUCACGAACUGCUACCCCCGUUCGACGAACCAGUCCUCGUGGUGGUGGAAUUAGCGCACUGAAGCUCCAACUCGAUUCACUGAACCUUGCCAACAAACCCACUGCAGGUACCAGCGGGCUUUGCUCCGAGACCCCUAGCAAUGCGAGUGUUUAUUCCGACAGUGACCAGACCGAGAUCUUGACCAGUUAUGAAGUGCCUUUGGAUCAGGACUUCGUUAGCACGGACGCUGUGGAUGAUGAAGUACCGGGCACUGCAAACACUGAGAUAGCCGUGAGCGGUAUGGAUCUGCGAAGCCAGAUCUGUCGCAAGAUGACCGCACAAGACUUUCAGCCUCUACUCUGCCUCGGCAAGGGUUCGUUUGGUACUGUACUGCUGGUGCGGCAUGUUGUCACUGGCAAGCUCUAUGCCCAGAAGCAAUUCCGAAAGGCUUCGAUCACCGUGCAUAAAAAACUUGUGGAGCAAACCAAGACCGAACGCACAAUUCUGGAGAGUGUCAACCGACACCCGUUCGUGGUCAAACUAUAUUAUGCCUUCCAAGAUCACGAGAAGCUUUACCUGAUUCUGGAGUACGCCGAGGGUGGCGAGCUGUUCACCCAUCUUGCCAUGGAACGCAUGUUUGACGAAGAUACCGCAGCCUUCUAUCUGGCUGAGAUGGUGCUCGCUUUGGAGCACCUUCACCAGAACGUUGGCGUUCUCUACCGCGAUCUCAAGCCCGAGAACUGUCUUCUGGACCGCCACGGCCACCUGCUGCUUACCGAUUUUGGACUGAGCAAGAUUGCUCUCAACGACGAUGAACGCUGCAACUCGUCUCUGGGCACAAUCGAAUACAUGGCGCCGGAAGUUGUUCAAGGCAAGCCCUACGGCAAAGCCUGUGACUGGUGGUCCCUUGGCGCCCUGGGCUUCGACCUCCUCACCGGUUCUCCGCCCUUCCGCGCUGGAAACCACGCCAAACUCCAAGAGAAGAUUGUCAAGCAGAAGCUUGUUCUUCCCUAUUUCCUAGGACCGGACGCUAAAGACUUCCUUACCCGCUUGAUGCGCAAGGAACCCGCCAAGCGUCUGGGUUACCACAUGCCCAAGGACCUAAUCACCAUCAAGAAGCACCGCUUCUUCCGCAAGAUCGACUGGGCUGCCCUCGAACGACGUGAAGUCGAGCCUCCAAUUCGACCCAUCGUCACUGAUCCGGCUCUUGCUGAGAACUUCUCUAAGGAUUUCAUCAAUCUCCCUCUUAGCCCCUCAAUUGCCAAUGGAUUCGAUGACCUCCCCGCCUCACCUUAUGCGCCUGGCAAUGCCCAACCCUUGCCCACUGGUCUCGGUGCCCAGGCUGCUGGUGAUACUGAGUUGUUUGGUGGAUUCAGCUUCGUCGCUUCGAGCAGUCUGCUGGAUCAUGGAUUAGGCGUUAUGCCCGAAUGA
Penicillium verhagenii is the source of this 1764-nucleotide messenger RNA. RefSeq names its product AGC family serine/threonine-protein kinase. Gene Ontology annotation, biological process: protein phosphorylation. NCBI's taxonomy places the organism in Eukaryota, Fungi, Ascomycota, Eurotiomycetes, Eurotiales, Aspergillaceae. The transcript has a single exon. The record is from RefSeq and is a predicted model, not a curated record. Gene Ontology annotation, molecular function: ATP binding; protein serine/threonine kinase activity. The coding region runs from base 1 to 1764 and encodes 587 amino acids.